Molecule: messenger RNA, 2923 nt
Organism: Oreochromis niloticus (Nile tilapia)
Lineage: Eukaryota; Metazoa; Chordata; Actinopteri; Cichliformes; Cichlidae
Product: retinoic acid receptor beta
Exons: 6
Coding region: 58-1191 (377 amino acids)
Biological process (GO): regulation of transcription by RNA polymerase II; cellular response to corticotropin-releasing hormone stimulus; retinoic acid receptor signaling pathway
Cellular component (GO): transcription regulator complex; nucleus
Molecular function (GO): nuclear glucocorticoid receptor binding; RNA polymerase II cis-regulatory region sequence-specific DNA binding; nuclear receptor activity
Source: RefSeq, a predicted model, not a curated record
CAGUUGCAGAAGAUUAGAAGUGUAGUGAGGAUAACUAUGUGAGACACUGCUUUUAUAAUGCAUCCCCACCCUCCCCUGCCUUCCUAUAUGUAUCUGUCUCUGCAGGGUUUUUUCCGCCGAAGCAUCCAGAAAAACAUGGUGUACACGUGUCACCGGGACAAGAACUGCAUUAUCAACAAGGUGACGCGGAACCGUUGUCAGUAUUGCCGCCUACAGAAGUGCUUUGCAGUCGGGAUGUCCAAAGAGUCUGUUCGAAAUGACCGGAACAAGAAGAAGAAGGAGAGCCCAAAGCCGGAUCUGGCAGAGAGCUACGAGCUGACAACUGAGCUGGAGACAAUCAUUGAAAAGAUCCGUAGGGCUCAUCAAGAAACGUUCCCCUCCCUCUGCCAGCUUGGCAAGUACACAACGAACUCGAGUGCAGACCACCGUGUGAGGCUGGACCUGGGACUGUGGGACAAGUUCAGCGAGCUGGCCACUAAGUGCAUUAUCAAGAUUGUGGAGUUUGCCAAACGAGUGCCUGGCUUCACGGGGCUGACCAUUGCAGACCAGAUCACACUACUCAAAGCUGCCUGUCUCGACAUUCUGAUCCUGCGCAUCUGUACAAGAUACACUCCUGACCAGGACACCAUGACCUUUUCAGAUGGGCUGACCCUCAACCGGACGCAGAUGCACAAUGCUGGCUUCGGCCCGCUUACUGACUUGGUGUUCACUUUUGCCAACCAGCUCCUGCCCAUUGAAAUGGAUGACACAGAAACAGGCCUCCUCAGCGCUAUCUGUCUCAUCUCUGGAGAUCGUCAGGAUCUCGAGGAGCCCUCUAAAGUGGACCAGCUGCAGGAGCCACUGCUUGAAGCUCUCAAGAUCUAUGUAAGAAAGCGUCGGCCAAGUAAACCACACAUGUUCCCCAAAACCCUGAUGAAGAUCACAGACCUGCGCAGUAUCAGUGCUAAAGGAGCAGAGCGAGUCAUCUCUCUAAAAAUGGAGAUCCCUGGUUCCAUGCCACCGCUAAUCCAGGAGAUGCUGGAGAACUCAGAGGGCCAAGAUAGCCAGAGCAGCAGCAGCAGCACUUCAGCUGAGGUGGGGCCCAGACUCAACAGCAAGGGAAGUCGCAACAAGGAUGCUGCUACUGUGGAAUCCCCAAAUUCCACGGACAACGAGGAGGGUGCGGCCACGCCACCCAGAAUCGAGCCCUAGGAGGCACCCAGGGGCCUCGGAAACUCUCUGGCAUUACUUUGCUCAAAAACAUGGGCAAGAUGUACAUCCCUUAAAAUCUACCUAACCUGACUCCUAAGCUUGAUAUUCCAUUUUCCGCCCAUUUUGUCCCUAUUUUUCUCUCCAAUUUCCCCAAAAUUCUUUCAUUGAAAAGAAUAUAACACAGAGGCCUCAAAGGAUCCCUGCUUUGUGUACAUUUCUGAAUUGAGCUCUUAUUUGACAUGCCUCUGGGACUGUGACAGGAAGGGCAUCGCUCUCACAAACCAGCAGAGAUAAUACUCCUCAGGUCUCCUGUGUAAAUUCUUAUCUGCAUGAUGGGAGUUUGAUAAGUGUUUUCUCUGGCUCUCUCAGUCUUUCUCUGUCAUCUGUUUUCUUCUCUUGUAUCGUUGGCAUACAUGCAUUGUACAUAUCAUUGGAUGGUUAGGUCUCUGUUUCUAAGAUGAAUUUUGUGGUGCUUUAUUCAUUGUCUCUGAGGUGACACAUUAAGGAUUUUAAGUCCUUCAAAAAGUUAUCUAGAAGGUUACUGCAUAUAGACAUCAUGGAAGUCUAGUAUUUUAUAUUUCUUAUUAUAUUUAAAACUUUAUAUCUUUUAUAACUGUUUUGGGUUCGCAUUUCUCCGUGAAAAAGUCUACAUCCAGAUGUCGACAGCCGAGUUUGUUCAUUUGCUUCCUCGAAGGAGGAAAGCACAAUUGCAGAAGCCUGGAGAUACUCGCUGAUCAGAUUGGUCAUGUCUGUUUUGCUUCAACCCUCCAGGUAAACUGCUGAGACCUAAUGUGGAAGAUUAGAUUGAGAAUGCACCAGUCUAUGAAAUCAACUCAUUUUGUGGCUCUUGUCAAAACCGAUUGGGGAAAUUAGGCUGAUGACAGAUACCAGAGGUUUUUCUCCAACAGGUGGUGAUCACAUAGGAUCCUUUUCCCUGUUACAGUAUACUUCAGGUUUACCAAGAUUCUCCUUUAUUGUCUGCACUUUGGAGCUGGGAGAGAAUAACUGGAAAACCUGGAAAAAGAUUCCAUGUCUUCUUGCCAUCUGUUUCCACAGUGUCAGAUUAGCCUUCUGUGUAGAACGGAGAGGUAGUUCCUGGUUUUAACGGAGUCUAUGGCUGCAGUUCCACCUCAGUUACUUCUAAUUUUAAUUUGUGUAAUUCCUGCGUCUGGCUUCAGGCAAUCAAGAACACUUUGGUUUGACCACUUAUUUUAAGUCAGGUGUUAGCAGGUGACUUGGUGAUUAAAGUAGAAUAGAAUACCUACUUUAUUAUCACAAAACAAGUUAAUAAGACUUCCUCUGUCUCUUGCCAGUCCAUGUUUUUCUCUGUCAGCAAGCUGUGCUAAAAUUUGUGCUUAACCCUCCUGUUUGAUUCCAGCCUACAUUAGCUUAGCAGCGAUAAAUGAUUGAAUGUCAGCCUAAUCAGUGACUCUAGCGCUAACAACAUGUACUACCAAGUGCACGUGCAUCUGUUAUGGCCUUAUGAGAAGAGCUCCAUAACCUCUUUUUCCUGUCCCUUGCUUGAAUCAGUGAAGCACAAGUUUAAUGCAACACACAUGACCACAUGACAACUGUACACUAAUGUAGAAAACACACAGUGGGGUGAGAUGGGAAAGACCCCAAACACUGACCUAGCUCUUUACAUUGAUAGACUUUCAUCCCUCCAAAGUCAGCAGAGUAAAGCUUCUAAUUGGACAGUUGAUCCAAUAUUAAUCUCACUGACUGUGAAGUG